Emys orbicularis (European pond turtle) is the source of this 2979-nucleotide messenger RNA. RefSeq names its product PHD finger protein 8 (gene PHF8). Gene Ontology annotation, molecular function: histone demethylase activity; transcription coregulator activity. The record is from RefSeq and is a predicted model, not a curated record. Gene Ontology annotation, biological process: protein demethylation; regulation of transcription by RNA polymerase II. NCBI's taxonomy places the organism in Eukaryota, Metazoa, Chordata, Testudines, Emydidae.
AUGGCCUCGGUGCCCGUCUACUGCCUCUGCCGCCUGCCCUACGACGUGACCCGCUUCAUGAUCGAGUGCGACAUCUGCCAGGACUGGUUCCACGGCAGCUGCGUCGGGGUGGAAGAGGACGCGGCUGCUGACAUCGACCUGUAUCACUGCCCCAACUGCCAGCUGGCGCACGGUCCCUCCGUCAUGAAGCGGCGCCGGGGGCCCCAGAAGCAGCAGGACGCGGGGCUGAGCCGAGAGGCGGGUGCCAUGGUGCGGACGGGCAGCGCCCAGUUCAUAAAGGAGCUUCGGGGCCGGACGUUCCCCAGCGCGGACGAGGUGAUCCUGAAGCCCAGCGGGGCGCAGCUGACGGUCGAGUUCUUGGAGGAGAACAGCUUCAGCGUCCCCAUCCUGGUGCUGAAGAAGGACGGGCUGGGCAUGACGCUGCCCCCCCCGUCCUUCACCGUGCGGGACAUCGAGCACUACGUGGGCCCUGACAAAGAGAUCGAUGUCAUCGACGUGAGCCGCCAGGCUGAUCUCCGUAUGCGCCUGGGCGACUUCGUCAGCUACUUCGGCGCCGCCCGGCGGGACAAGGUGCUGAACGUCAUCAGCCUGGAGUUCUCCGAGAGCCGACUGUCGAACCUGGUGGAGACCCCGAAGAUUGUGCGGAAGCUGUCGUGGGUGGAGAACCUCUGGCCGGGCGAGUCGGUGUUCGAGCGGCCGAGCGUGCAGAAGUACUGCCUGAUGGGCACGCAGGGCAGCUACACCGACUUCCACAUCGACUUCGGGGGCACCUCCGUCUGGUACCACGUGCUGUGGGGCGAGAAGAUUUUCUACCUGGUGCGGCCCAGCCCGACCAACCUGGCCCGGUUCGAGGCCUGGAGCAGCUCGUCCAACCAGAGCGAGACGUUCUUCGGGGAUCAGGCCGAGCACUGCUACCGGUGCCCCCUGCGCCAGGGCCAGACGCUCUUCAUCCCCACGGGCUGGAUCCACGCCGUGCUGACCCCCAUCGACUGCCUGGCUUUCGGGGGCAACUUCCUGCACAGCCUCAACAUCGAGAUGCAGCUCAAGGCCUACGAGAUUGAGAAGCGUCUGAGCACGGCUGAUCUCUUCAGAUUUCCCAACUUUGAAACUAUCUGCUGGUACGUCGGCAAACACCUCCUGGACAUCUUCCGAGGCCUGCGGGAGAACCGCCGACACCCGGCCGCCUACCUGGUCCACGGAGCGAAAGCUCUGAACACGGCGUUCCGCGCCUGGACCCGCAGAGAGGUGCUGGAGGAACACGAGGACGAAAUCCCUGGCACCGUGCGUCCUGCGCAGCUCAUCAAAGACCUGGCCAAGGAAAUCCGCCUGGUCGAGGAUAUCUUUCAGCAGAACAUCGGGAAGACGGGCAGCCCCUUCGGGGUGCAGCGGGCCCCCCCGCCAGGCGCCAGGAGGGGGGACCAGAGCCCCCAGGAGCCGGGCCGGAGGGGAGGCCGGAAGGGGCGCGAGGGCCCAGCUGCUGGCGCCCCCACGAGGCUGGACUUGGAGCUGCUGGACACGUGCACGGAGCCGCCGACGCUGGAGAGCAGCGAGAGCCCCCAGGCAGAGGAGUUUGACAUUCCCAGCUCCAGCCUGGAGGAGACGGACGGGGAUUCAGAGCUGGCCGAAGGGGAGCUCACCUUGGUGCUGGCCGACGGCCGGCCUGUGCGGCCAAAGCGGGCCAGGGGCUCAGGGCGCCGGCGGCCCCACCCGUCCCGCUCCCCGUCGCCCCCCAGCUCCCCGGGCGCCCAGGGGCUGGACCUCGACUCGGAGGAGGAUUUGCAGAUCGACGAGGCGCCUCCCCGCAAGGACCGGCGGGGCCCAGCGCCCCCCAGGAGACUGGCCAAAUUCCCCAGGAAGCUGCCAAGGGCCAAACCCUGCUCUGACCCCAACCGCGUGCGGGAGCCUGGGGAGGUCGAGUUCGACAUCGAGGAGGACUACACCACGGAGGACGAGGGCGGCUCGGGGGACGAGGCGCUGGGGCCGGGGGGCAGCGCGGCCGGGAUCCUCGACCUGCUCAGCAGUCGCCAGGUGGGGGGGCCCCACUACGAGGAGCUCAGUGAGGCGCCGGCCUCGCCCAGCACGCAGGAGGCGAUCCAGGGCAUGCUCUGCAUGGCCAACCUGCAGGCCGCCGGCUCCUCGCCCGGCCGCCCGGCCUGGUGGGUCCCGGGCCACGAGCGCGGCUGGGCGGGCGGGUCGGGCACAAGCGCCCCCGCAGGAGACCCCCCGACGCGGGCGCCCGCCCACAGCACGGACAGCGAGGGCGAGACGGGCAGCCUGGACGAGCAGGAGAGCCUGGGCGCCUGCUUCAAGGACGCUGAGUUCAUUUACCCCUCUCUUGAGUCUGACGAGGACGACCCAGCCUUGAAAUCGCUACCAAAGAAGAAGAAAUGUACGGAUGACGCCCCCUGGAGCCCGAAAGCCCGGGUGACCCCGACGCUGCCCCGCCAGGACCGGCCCGUGCGCGAGGGGACCCGAGUGGCGUCAGUCGAGACGGGGCUGGCGGCUGCCGCAGCCAAGCUGGCGCAGCAGGAACACCAGCGGCUGCAGCGGCGGAAGAGCCAGGCCAAGCGAAGGGCUCCGUCCCCGAAGGAGCCGGACCCGGAGCCCGACCCGGAGCCGGAAGCAGAGCCAGAACCGGAGCCGGAGCCGGAGCUGGAGCCGGAGGUGCCUGCUGUGCCAGACAGCGCCCCUGGGGCAGCCCCCGCGCCCCCCACCCCCGAGCCAAAGGCGGAGCCCUAUGCCGGCAGCCUGGCCGACCACGAGUACACGGCCCGGCCCAGCGUCUUCGGCAUGGCCCAGCUCAGCCGUGGCACCACCCCCAUGGCCCCCGGCGUCUUCCUGUCCCAGCGCCGCCCCUCCGCCGGCGCCCCCGGCACCCCGCCCGCUCAGGGAAAGCGCCCCAAGAAGGGCCUGGCCACGGCUAAGCAGCGGCUCGGCCGCAUCCUCAAGAUCCAUCGCAACGGGAAGCUGCUUCUCUGA